Guyanagaster necrorhizus is the source of this 640-nucleotide messenger RNA. RefSeq lists its product as uncharacterized. The record is from RefSeq and is a predicted model, not a curated record. Lineage: Eukaryota; Fungi; Basidiomycota; Agaricomycetes; Agaricales; Physalacriaceae. The transcript has a single exon. Bases 207 to 473 code for a protein of 88 amino acids.
UCUUAGUUUUUUUCCUUCAACCCCGAAAGCCCUAUCGGUGCUAUCACUGCCGUUACCUCAAAACAUCUCUCCUGGACACAACCAUAUGAAAAAAACCAUCCAAUUUGACAUCUCCACCGUCUUCCCCCAGGCAUAUCACCGCUGCUUUCACGUCUCGGAAGCGCCUGGCCUCGAAUAGGCCUGCUCUCUGAAGUCGUCUGUCCUUCAUGGCUACUUGUGACCCAGUCUGGUACAUUGCGACCUCUCCUAUCCUUCCGUUUCCAUUCGUCGAUAGUAGCCAUUGCUCGAUGCCGGUCAGGCCGGCUCAGCAGGUCUUGCCAGUGCCACUUUAUACCCCUUCACCAUUCCGAACACGAGCUGAGCCUAAGGGUCCAAAGAAGUUCUCAAGCCUGUGGACUCGUUUCCCCGUGUCGGGAUGUGCCAACAUUCCAUCCGCCGCUGCGUUUCUGAUGAUAUGCCAAUCGAGAGUCUGACAGAAUGUCUUUCGCUAUUACUAUCAACGCGAUUAUCUCAUUCACGCACUCAUUGUAGCGGAUUAUUCACCGGGGUGGCCACCUUGUUCCCCUUCUGGCCUUUUCGAACGCUACUGGAAAAAGACGUCGUACCUCCAUCUUGUAAGAAAGAAAGCCCUUGGAUACGU